This is a messenger RNA of Prunus avium (sweet cherry), 2829 nucleotides long. NCBI's taxonomy places the organism in Eukaryota, Viridiplantae, Streptophyta, Magnoliopsida, Rosales, Rosaceae. The record is from RefSeq and is a predicted model, not a curated record.
AUGACACAACCUGCCGAGGAUCUCGAAACCGUGGCGCUGGACGAGAGUCAGCCGGACCGGUACGUACGAAUCGGAACCAUGCUAAACGCCACCCUCCGCGCCGAAUUCAUCCAGUUCCUUCGGCGAAACUCGGAAGUCUUUGCCUGGUCUUACAACGACAUGCCGGGCAUAUCCCCCGACAUCAUCAGCCACAAACUGAGCAUCUCACCGGCUUUCAAGCCUAUCAGGCAAAAGCCCCGAUCCUACGAUGCCGAACGGUAUGAAGCUAUGAAGAACGAAGUAGACAAACUCAUGACCAUAGGCUUCAUUCGGGAGGCUGUAUACCCAGACUGGUUGGCAAACUCUGUCAUGGUUUGGAAGGCAAAAGGUGGAUGGCGAAUGUUCCAAGACUACACCGAUCUGAACAAAGCCUGUCCGAAGGACAGCUUCCCGUUGCCACGCAUCGAUGAGCUGGUCGACGCCACUGCCGGUCACGAACUGCUCAGCUUCAUGGACGCCUACUCUGGAUACAACCAGAUCUUCAUGCACCCUGCCGACAGCGAACACAAGGCGUUCAUAACCGACAAAGGCUUAUACUGCUAUAACGUCAUGCCGUUCGGCUUAAAGAAUGCGGGGGCAACCUACCAGAGACUGGUUAACCGAAUCUUCGCUGAGCAGAUCGGCAGUACAAUGGAAGUCUAUGUGGAUGACAUGCUAGUAAAGAGCCGAACGGCAGAUGAACAUCUGGCGGACUUAGCCAUCAUGUUCGGCAUCUUGAAGGAUUACCGAAUGAGACUCAACCCAACGAAGUGCGCCUUCGGCGUAUCUUCGGGAAGAUUCCUCGGUUUCAUGAUCAGCCAAAGGGGUAUCGAGGCAAACCCCGAUAAAAUAAAGGCCAUAAUCGACAUGGAGGUGCCGAAGACACAAAAGGACAUCCAGAGCCUUACCGGACGAGUGACAUCCAGAGCCACAGACAAGUGUGCACCGUUCUUCAAAGCCUUGAUAGGGGGCAAACACCAUAUAGAGUGGACUGCCGAAUGCGAUAAGGCGUUUCAAGACUUAAAAGACUACAUAGGCAAAGCUCCGCUACUGUCAAAACCACUCCCAGGGGAAUUUCUCUUUCUGUAUCUAUCAGUAUCCAACACUGCCGUCAGCUCACUGGCUUUGGCUCUGGUCGUCUCUGCCCGGCGGUUGCAGCCCUAUUUUCAGGCCCAUACCAUCGUCGUCCUAACCAACCAGCCUCUUCGGCAGGUUUUUCAAAAGCCAGAAACAUCCGGUAGGUUGGUAAAAUGGGCGAUCGAGUUAGGAGAAUUCGACGUACAGUUCAAACCCAGACCUGCCGAAAAAGGACAAGCCGUGGCAGACUUCAUCGCUGAACUAACACCUUCGGAGGCAUCAGAACCCGGGAAAACCCCUCCACCGGAAGGCCUACCAAACGGUAGCCGGUUAGACCAGUCAAUUCCUAUCUGUAUCCUACACGUGGACGGCUCGGCAAACCAACAAGGGUGCGGAGCUGGCUUGGUACUCACCGCCCCCGACGGAGCCAAGAUGGAAUAUGCCAUCAGGUUUAGUUUCCGAACAUCCAAUAACGAGGCAGAGUACGAAGCCCUCUUAGCUGGCCUUCGGCUAGCAAAGAGCAUGGGAACUAAGCAGGUCAGCAUCCACAGCGAUUCGCAACUCUUCGUCAACCAGGUCACUGCCGAUUUCGCCGCAAAGGACGCAUCUAUGACAGCCUACCUAUCAUCGGCACAUCUACUACUCCAGCAGUUUAAGGCCUACGAGAUCCGGCAGGUUCUGAGGUCAGAGAACAGCCAUGCCGAUGCAUUAGCCAGAUUGGCAUCGGCAAUUAACGACAAAAUUGGCCGAAAGGUCCCUGUCGAGAUCUUGGCCCAGCCAAGCACCACCUCCGUCGGCAUAUGCACCAUACAGUAUGAGGACACCUGGAUGUCGCCAAUAUACAUAUACCUUACGAACGGCACCCUCCCAAAGGACAAGUCACAAGCGAGGAAGCUGCGUUACCGAUCGGCAAGGUACAUUGUCAUCAAUGACAUCCUGUACAAACGCGGCUACACAACCUCCUACAUGAAGUGCGUCACCGAAGAGCAGGGCAAAUAUGUCCUUCGGGAGAUCCACAGUGGUGUCUGUGGCGAUCAUUCUGGCUCCAGAUCCCUGGCCCACAAAGCCUUCCGGCAGGGCUACUAUUGGUCGUCGAUGUAUCGGGAUGCAAUAGCGAUGGUAAAGAAGUGCGACAAAUGCCAACGGCAGUUCUGCACUCGCCUCAAAAUUAACCUAUUCUUCGCUUCCCCAGCUCACCCUCAGUCGAACGGUCAGGUAGAAGCCGUGAACAAAAUUAUCAAGAAACUCUUGAAACGGCAACUCAACAGUGCCAAGGGCGCCUGGCCGGAGAAGCUUCCCGAAGCUCUGUGGGCCAUCCGAAUGUCCUACCGAACCUCAACAGGGGAGACUCCCUUCAGCCUCGCAUUCGGCUCAGAAGUUGUCGUCCCAGUCGAGAUCGGCGAGUCCUCCUACCGAACGGAAGUUUUCGAGCCAAAGGCAAACGAGGCUGCACUCGCGUUGAGCCUGGAUUUAAUCGAGGAACGCCGAACGGCAGCCAACCUUCGGAACGAAGCAUACAAACAGCGCGUCUCUUGGUAUUACGACUCAAGGGUCAAACCUCGCUCCUUCAGAAUCGGGGACUGGGUUAUGCGCAAGGUUUCGCUCGCAACCAAAAACCCAACGGAAGGAAUCCUCGGACCUUCCUGGGAAGGACCUUAUGAAGUCAUCGGCAUCCUUAGAUCCAGCACCUACAAGCUCCGAGGCACGGAUGGGAAGACCCUCGGUCACCCAUGA